This is a messenger RNA of Rhinocladiella mackenziei CBS 650.93, 2586 nucleotides long. RefSeq lists its product as uncharacterized. The record is from RefSeq and is a predicted model, not a curated record. The transcript is spliced from 3 exons. Lineage: Eukaryota; Fungi; Ascomycota; Eurotiomycetes; Chaetothyriales; Herpotrichiellaceae. The coding region runs from base 1 to 2586 and encodes 861 amino acids.
AUGUCCACAAUUAACCGCCCCACUGACACAGCCCAAAAGGAGAAAGACAUCAACCAAAAACUCCAGCUUUACGGAAUCUACCAGGCCUUUUCUAACGGAAAAGCUCCCUCCAACAAGCAGAUCGAUGUUGCCCUGAACAGUGCUCUCGAGUCCAAAGCUCUGUCCUCGCCCUCGGGAAAAUUGUCCGAAGACGGCCGCAAGCUCGUUGCUGAUCUCAAGGAGGUUAUUCGGCAAGCAAAAUACUUGCUCCUGACCAAGAACGAGGGAGAUUUGCUUCAGGAGUUUGUCUGGGACACACGGCAUUUGGAUGGUGGUAGUACUAAGCUUCCGUCCGCUCCUACGGACAAGGCCACCGCCCAACAACACGGCAACGAAGCACUCGAUGGCCUCAAGACACUUGGCAGACUCGUCCUCUCCAACGGUCAAUUCCGCAAGCUUUUGAACGAUGCCACUAUUCUCAUCCGAGACAUGGCUGGCGAUGCUGCUCAGAGCGCAGCCAACCGUGUCAACCCAUCCCAGGAGCAAUUGAAUCAAAUCGAUCGACCUGCUGAGGACAACACCUGGCACGAUGUACCUGGUUGGUCCAAAGAAAACUUGAAAAACCAGGCACGUGCGGCGUAUGACAAGAACAAACCAUUCAGGAAAGAGCAGGUGCAGGAAGCGAUAAACGAGGGCCUCGAUACUGCCCAACCGCAACCAACUCAGGACACUCCAGAGGCUGGUCGUGUUGGAGUCGCUACUGUGACCGAGAAUCUCAAAAGGCAAGCUAAAGAGAACAUUCCUGAUGAGCGCCAGGAGGAUGCAAAGAAGGCAAAGAGUGCCGCCAUGCAACAUUCCAAGGACUAUUGGAAUAAGAAAAUGCCUCAAGAGCGUCGCGAUCAAACUAUCUGGCGGAUGAAGAAGAUGGUUGCAGAAAUUCAGGGCCAUUCCGAUUAUCAACAGGCAAUUGAAACACUGUUGACCCUGGCUGAAACAUACGGCGGCCAUGCCAAUAAUUUGUUUUCACAGUCCACUGGAACUGUCCAAGGUGCCCAUGAUGACAUUGGCCUGAGAAGUGCCGAAGCUAACCUCAAGACUCUCAUUGAACGUUUUGCCAACUCCACAAGCACCGACGAUUUCUUUGAUUCCCUCAAUGACGUCUACAAGGAUGCCGAGCGUGAUCCAGAGCUCAAGAAUUGGUUCAAGCGGAUUGACAAGUUUGUUCGCAAGUGCCUCCAAGAGCAGGGUUUCAUUGUUCAAGACGCGGCCAACGAGGAGUGGAACCGUCUCUACGAUCAAGGCCACUUCCUUCUCCGCGAACGCUACCGAAAUCGUAUUGACCGCAUUUUGAAUGAAAUCAAAUUCCUUGCCGAUCAAUUCGAUCAAGAUCCUCAAAACAAGACAUUCGGUCAAGCGGUCCAGAACUUCUUCCUGGAUCUCGGAAAUGACGAGAACGGCAAGCACAAGUUCAAGAAAAAUUUGGUCAAGGAUUUGACCGAGGUCAUCAUUCCCGGCAUCUUCGAAAACACUCGCUAUGUACCAAUUCCUCGUAUUGAGGUUGCCGACCCCAUGAUUGAUGCCGUCGUCGAUAACUUGGUCAUUGAGAGCGACAAUUUAUUCCCCAAUGUCCUCGAAUUUGGGAGUGACAACUAUUUCCGCAUGGGACGAAGGGGAAUCAAGAACAAGAAAGAAAACAAAGUCAUGAUCGCCGGAUCGGGCAUCCAAAUGGACUUGCGGGAUGUUGCGUACUACGUCAAGAAGAAACGAGGAUUCCCGUCAAUUACUGACAAGGGUGUCAUGGACAUUUUCCUGGGAGGAGAAGGUUUCAGCUUCAAGAUUGCCGCGCGAAAUGCUCAGCAAUCUGACCGUGCCCAUUUUGUUGCAGUGGACAAGGUGGACGUGACUCUCAAAAAUCUCAAUGUCAAGAUCAAGCAAUCUAAUCACAAACUUCUCUUCACCAUCGCGAAGCCCUUGCUUCUCAAGACGAUACGUCCGGUCAUCCAAAAGGUUUUGGAGAAACAGAUCAAGGAGAGCUUCAUGCAGGCAGAUGCUUUUUCCUACGGCAUCCACCAGGAUGUCCAACGUGGUGUUGAGGCAGCCAAGGGAGACCCAGAGAAUGCCGCCAAUAUUUACCAAUCUUAUAUCCACGCUGUCCGGAAGAAGAUGGCCGAAAAGAAGACGAUGGCCCAGGAGGUUACCUCCAAAACCAACGUUAACAUGGCAAUGACCCAGCAAGAUUCCAUAUUCAAGCACAUUUCUUUGCAAGGCGGUAUUUCGACCAAGGCAACCGAGUAUAAGGAGCUUGCAGCCAAAGGUGACAGAUGGGAAUCCCCCGUCUUUUCAAUUGGAAGUGCCAAUGAAUCGACCGAUAUUCCAAAGCUCACCCCACUCAGCCGGAAACCACACAGUACAGCCAAUGGCACAAUUCGUGGUGGCAAUCAUCCAAAUUCUGAGGGCAGUGUGGCCAACACCACCACCACGGGUCCUUCUUCGGGAUUCAGCAAUCAGGUCGACCAUGCUUUUGACACCCAGAAGGUCAACACCGCGCCAAAAGUGACCAACGCAACCGCCAACAUGUCCAAUGGAAGUACAGCAAAGACAUACUAA